This is a messenger RNA of Microplitis mediator, 912 nucleotides long. RefSeq lists its product as uncharacterized. Bases 144 to 752 code for a protein of 202 amino acids. The record is from RefSeq and is a predicted model, not a curated record. Gene Ontology annotation, molecular function: heme binding; oxygen binding. NCBI's taxonomy places the organism in Eukaryota, Metazoa, Arthropoda, Insecta, Hymenoptera, Braconidae. The transcript has 5 exons.
CAAAUAUAAGAACCGUUAAUAUAUACAAAUUCAAAAUUUUAAUUAUAUUAUAUUGGCUGUAUCGCAUUACUGCUCUUGCUUCGAGCUUUACUUGGUCUUUGGUAGUGUUUAAGCGUAAAAACGAAAUCAAAUAAAUUAAUAAAAUGCAAGUCAAAUUUUUAAUUACUACCUCAAUCGGAAUUCUAGCAAAUACUCUUAUCUGUGCUGCUGACACAGCUGAUUGUACGUCAACAUAUCCAUCGAUACAAAGACCAAAUAAUUUCAAUGACGAUGCCUGUGACGAUGCUGUGCGAGUAUUUACUCCAGAAGAAAUAAAAAGAGUACUAAGUACAUGGGCCUUACUUUACAGUAAUCGAUCGGAGACUGCUAUGGAUAUAUUCUUACGGGGAUUCGAUACUAGCCCAGAGUUUCGGCAAUAUGUACUCAAGGAUCACUAUAUAUCACGAAACGACAUACCGAAAGAUAAAAACAUUAAAAAGCAAUCUUUGAGAACCGUUGAUACAAUUAAUAUUGUUGUUAAUUCAUUAUCUCACGUUGACGCUGUCGAAAAUUAUCUUACUUACAUUGGAAAACUUCAUAAAGGAUUCGGAAUAGAGAAACAUAAUUUUGAAGAUUUCAAAGAAUGCUCUCUUUUUGUUUUCCGUAAGAGACUUAAUCAAUCAGGACAUCAUUUUAGUCAAGAAGAUAAUAUUGUUUGGAACAAAGUUUUUGAUGUCAUUUUGGAAUAUAUUUUCAAAGGUUAUGAAGAUUAACGAAAACAUCUAAACCACGAAAUGGCUGCAAUCGAAGUUUAGUCAUUUCCAGUGCAGUUUACUGUAAAUUUUACUAUACAUUCUAUAUAUGUUUUAAUGUUUCUUAUGACUAUUUUUAGCAAAGUAGGGAGUAAAAGGACCAUUUGCGGCCACUGCUCCA